AUGAAGUGUAUAGCGAUUCUAUUGUCCGCUCUUCUGGUUGGCGUUUCGUGUAAUGGAACAGCUAAGCCUGCGGUUUUUGGAACGGUAUUGUUCUCCCCUUCUGAUAUGAGCAGGGAUUGUUGGAGUGCCGAUAAUGUUGCUCUAUUGACCAGCAGAAUGCUCAUGAGGAACCUAAUGCCACGCAUGGAUACCGUUAAGGUAGAGGAUGAUAGUUUUAUAUCAGAUAUCAUCGAAUAUUUCAGACUACUCCUGGAAGUCAUCAGAGGUGUAACUUCUGGUAAAAGUAAACACAUCAUGUUACUUGCGUUCACAGACACCUUAGGUGGAUACAUGAGACAUUUCAUACUGCCAGUUUCAAAAUACGCCUAUUACGCAGGAAAUGUUGAGUAUGCAAGUAUUGUAAAACUUUAUCAAUUAUAUGAUGAGUUGAAAAAUUUCUUGAGAACAAAUGGCAAUGGUUGGGCAAAACCUUCCAAACGAUUAGGUAAACAUAUACACGCUAAACCAAUAUCAUUGCAAUCGCCAACUCCUUCAACGGAUCCUUGUCAAGGACUAAUAUAUUCCAAACGAGCAGGUAGAACGGGACAAAAGACUAGAGCCUCGAAAGGGUGCUCGAUGGAAGUACCUUUACCAUUUUUUGACUCCAAAACACAUCCAUCCGCAAUCGCCGUGCCAUUCAAAACUUUUGGUCUGAGAAACUUGGAAUCCCGAGUUUCAGCCUAUAUCCUAGUGAAGUUCUACGUAGCCGUGAGCAAAUGCAUGGCAUCUCGACACGUCGACGAGCAGGACGUUCAUAAAUUCAACACUAACGUCUAUGCCUUCAUCAUGGCCAAAGUUAUGCCGCACCUUUGCGACGAUAAAUUCUAUGCAGCUUUUGGUGGCGUUCUGAGAAUUUUAGAGACCAUAAAACAGGAUGGUAAAAGUGUAAAAGCCAUGGGUAAUAUCAACAUAAUGCCAGAUACAGAUGACCGAGAACCGUUUCCCGACAUGGUGGACGAAGGGGAUGCGUUGGGACCGCCGAAAUAUGAUAAAAAAUCCAAGAACAACUUGAUUUUGAUGGCGGCCCUAGCGACUAUCAUAAUAUGGUUCUGCUUGGGAGCCGCUUUCGUAUGCUGUAGGAUUCGAAUAUCGAAAUUGAAAAAAGAGGAUAAGGUGAAAGCUAUCGGGCAAUCCGAAGAGGGAGAUGAUGAUGAAAUGGCGAAGGGAUCAGAAGAUCAAAUCUCGUGCAGAGAUGAAACUUGCCCAGCAUUCAUGUCAUCACGAAGUUCUACAAAUGAGAAUGCAAAUUACGCACUGAUGAGCAAUAAAUUGCCCAGCGUUUCUACAAAAUCCUCAUCGAAUACAAAUACAACGGAAGGUGAAUCCGACUCUAAUAGCAAGAUACCUGAAUUGAGAGUACAUAGCGUGCAGUAUUAUCCACCGUCCUUCGCAUGCCACACGAGCAUGACAGGAAAAAUGAAGGUUGAUUCUAGCACAGAUGAAUACACCUCCAGAGAGGAACCCAAGCGGCCUUUUGUAUUUGGAUACGAUUUUCAGACAUCAUCCGAGGAGACGUCGCCAAGAGAAACGACGGACGGAGAAAACGACUUGGGUGGGAACAUGUCCAAAUGAAUAUCUUAUUUACCUAUAUUUCUACUAAUAAAUGUGCAUUGCUUUGUUUUGAAUUAAUCGUGUUAUUAAAUGCGUUCCAAUACCGUUAGGUAACAGUUUUCAAGGGAGAGCG
Molecule: messenger RNA, 1723 nt
Organism: Nicrophorus vespilloides
Lineage: Eukaryota; Metazoa; Arthropoda; Insecta; Coleoptera; Silphidae
Exons: 9
Coding region: 1-1611 (536 amino acids)
Source: RefSeq, a predicted model, not a curated record